UGUGGUAUCUCGAGGAAAGGGGUAGAACCCCCCGCUACUUUCAAGGUUCCUGCAAAUGUGAAUGUUGAUGACCAACUCAAAGAUUUCAAAAAUCAUGUGAAUCAGGUUUCUUUUCAAGUUGACAAGAUUACUCAAAAGAAAGAUGUAUGCUCUUCUCUGGAUUCUGUAGAUGUGAAUGAUCUAGGUUUACAUGAUUCCUCUGAGUCAGUUAUUGGAAAGCCCAGGGAUUUCAACUCUAUAAAGAAGCGAAUGGAAGAUAAGGGUGAUAAUGGCUACAAGCAUGUUCGAGAGAUUUACGCUGAUGUGAGGUGGAUUUUGAAGAAUGCUAUGAAAUGUAAUGAUGAAAGGAGUGAUGCUCAUGUGACAGCCAAAACUCUACUGGCAAAAUUUGAGGGAAAGUGGCUCGUACUUUUGCCAAAAAUCAUGCAAGAGGAAGAAAGAACAGAUGAAGAGGCAGGUUUGAAACAGACUUAUCAUGCUCAGAUGGCAAAGGACGUAAGCUGUGAGCUUUACAAGGUUGAUAAGCGCCUAAAUGAACUUAGAGAACUCAUGCUCCAAAGGUGCAGGAGAAUGUCAACAAUGCAGAAAAGAGAACUUGGAAGAGCUCUGACAAAGCUAUCUGCGGAUGAUUUAACAAAAGCUUUGGAGAUUCUUGCUCAGGGAAAUCCGUCCUUCCAAGUAACAGAAGAAGAGGUGGACCUCGACAUAGAUGCUCAGAGUGAAUCCACCUUACGGAGGUUGAAGUAUUUUGUUGUAGAGAGAUUGAAAGCUAAAGCUGAAGAUGAAGCCAAACAAUUAACUAACAUUGGUGGUGACAAAAAUGAGCGGGGAAAUGGUAAGACUCUUGUGAACAAAUCCAAGGCUUUGAAGUCGGACUUGAAGAGAAAAGCAGAGAAUAAGGAUGCCCCUGCAAAGAAAAAGACCAGAAAGGUCGGGUCAAUUUUUUUGUAGUAUGGAUUAGUAAGUUAAGUUGCAUAUUGUCAUAAGAUGUGGUUUGAUCUGACAGUGCAAGGAAAGGCACAUCUCUUUUGUUCCUUACCCCUUUUGGCUAUUAGUAAAAAAUGGUAGGUAUAUCAUCAGAUCAGUAUUGAGCAACGUUUGUAAAGAGGUAGAAUAUGAACUUAUAUAGUAUACAUAUAUAUAGCGAGUAUAUAUUUUGAGCUA
Molecule: messenger RNA, 1164 nt
Organism: Chenopodium quinoa (quinoa)
Lineage: Eukaryota; Viridiplantae; Streptophyta; Magnoliopsida; Caryophyllales; Amaranthaceae
Product: transcription factor GTE1-like
Exons: 8
Molecular function (GO): protein binding
Source: RefSeq, a predicted model, not a curated record